Messenger RNA from Falco peregrinus (peregrine falcon), 3590 nucleotides. It is a transcript of the gene PLTP, whose product is annotated as phospholipid transfer protein. The record is from RefSeq and is a predicted model, not a curated record. The transcript has 16 exons. Gene Ontology annotation, molecular function: phosphatidylethanolamine binding; ceramide binding; phosphatidylethanolamine transfer activity. The coding region runs from base 1877 to 3385 and encodes 502 amino acids. Gene Ontology annotation, biological process: phospholipid transport; high-density lipoprotein particle remodeling; ceramide transport. NCBI's taxonomy places the organism in Eukaryota, Metazoa, Chordata, Aves, Falconiformes, Falconidae.
UUCGGUUCUCAAACGGUGGCAGAGGCCGGCGGUGGCAGUGUGUGGCGGGUGACCCUGCGCACGUGUGCCUGGCCGUACCCUGCCCAGUGGAGCCGGGGCAUGCAGCCAGGCGGCCGCGCUGCUCCUGGGGAUCGCUCCCCUGCUCUGAGACCGGCAGGAGCUGCGGCGCGGCCGCCUCCCUCCAUGGCCCGCGUGCCCAGCUGCGCUGCCCAGCGUGGCUGGGGCUCCGCCAGGUGAGCAGCGGGGCCCUUUGUGCCCAGCGGUUGUGUCCUGGAGCCCAGGCUGUGCGCUCGCUGGGGCACGUGUGUCACUGCUGCCCACAGCGCAGGAGCCCGGCCCCUGCCGGAGUGCGGUACUCGCAGCGUGACGGCAGCAGCCCGCAUCCAGUGCGACGUGCUGGAGGACAACACAGGAUGGGGAAGGGGGGCAUGGCCCUUACUGAGUCCCAUCGCCACCAUGGGCACUGGCCAUGGGGCCAUCACCCCCAGCUGUGGGGCCCUUUCCUGCCCUUUGCCUCUGGAGUGUGUCCCCCUACCCAGCUUUCCAAGUGGCUUUCUGUCAUGCUGGGAAGUGGUCUGACCUGCUCGCUCUUCCAGAAGUCCUGCCCUCUGCUCCGAGAGCACCGGGGUCAGUUUAAUGAGUUAAUGCUGGCAAAGCAGCUCUGGAGGGAUAAGUGCUGUGUAAGCACCAAGUCUCCCUGCACUGGAGGUGUGAGCCCCUGCAGCCUGGCUCUGUUGCCCUACAGCACAGAUAAUUGCCCAGAGCGCAAAGUGCUGGCUCAGACCAAGCCCUUGUUGCAGUUGCACGGCCUGGGGGGGUAGAAGACUAUGGAGGGACAGCAUGAAACCUCGAUCCUUGGAGUGAGGAGGGUCAAGCAGCCUCAAAUGGGGGUGAGGGCAGGGGCAGCCCCUUGGCUGCACCCCUGCAGUCCGCUCAGGCAGGGGCCUUGGAGGGAAGCUGUAGCCUGGGGAGCUGCUCAUCCCCUCAUGACAGACGCUUACAGGGGCGGGAUGAGCAGCAUGGCAGUGCAGGCAUUGCUGGGGCCGCUUUAGCAGCACCCCUUAUGGUGCUGGACUGUUUUGGCAGCACCCGUCAUGGUGCUAUGUACCCCAGUGCCUGCCAGGCUGCUGGCAGCAAGCUGGGCAACUGCAGUCAGAGGGGCAUGUCCCGCAGGCCCUGAGCUGCCCGGCUGCCCGUGGCAGGGGCCUGGGCAGCGCAGCGGGAGCAGUGCUGAGGAUCUAGCAGCCUCAGCAGCUUCUCUGCCUGGGGCUCACAUCACAGGUGGGCAUGAACCAGCCCCCAUCAGCACCCCUGGCCUGGUGCCACAGGUUCUACAUUGGGCUCCAGCCCUGGUGCAGACCCUGCCAGGCAGGGCUGGAGCUGGCAGAGGGCAGCUGGGGUCUUGGCACCAGCAGAGGCUUUGUAAGGCAGACUAGUGGGGGCUGACAUGACACGAUGGACCCCUUGGACCUCAUUUGUACAUGUGUCCCUCGCAGGCUGAGCACUGCCUGGGUGCCGGGGAGGCCCAGGGACGUGGUGUGUGGCUGUGCGUGUGGGACAUGUGGGGAGCAGCAGGGGAGGAAGGCUGUGUGCUCAGCCUGGAGCCUGGGUGUCUGAGCAACCCGCUGUCUUUCUGCCUGUGCUGGCAGGCAGCCGGGGCUCAGCAUGCUAGAGACCUGCAUCCUCCCAGUCCCGCUGUCUCCUCCCAGCUGUGGGCUCGCAAGGAGUGGCAGCUGGUGGGAUAUAUAAAGGCAAGGGAACCUCAGCCAGCUCAAAAGAAACUCCUGGAGCUACUGGUGUUCUCCUUCCCUCCCUCCCUUCGCGUGAUUCAGCUUCCCCACACCAGGGGAGCCGAGGACAAGCCUUACUGUGCGAGAUGGCUGCCGGCAGCUGCCUCCUCCUCCUCCUCCUCCUGCCCUGGCUGGUCACAGCCUCACACAGCCCACCUGGCUGCAAGAUCCGGAUUACCUCCAAGGGGCUGGACCUGGUGAAGGAGGAAGGGCUGCGUUUCGUGGAGCAGGAGCUGCAGAACAUCACAAUGUCAGACCUGCAUGGGAAGGAGGGGCAGUUCCAUUACAACAUCAGCCAGGUCAAGGUGAUGGACCUGCAGCUGGCACUUUCUGACCUGCACUUCCAGCCUCAGCAGUACCUUGUCUUCAGCAUCAACAAUGCCUCCAUCAGCCUGCGCUUCCGGAGACAGCUGCUCUACUGGUUCUUCUAUGAUAUUGGGUCCAUCAAUGCCUCUGCGGAUGGCGUCAACAUCCACACAGUGCUGCAGCUGGCCAAGGACAAGGCUGGGCGCCUGAAGAUCUCUAACAUCACCUGCAACGCCUCCAUUGCCAGAAUGCACGCAGGCUUCUCCGGCACACUCAGGAAGGUCUACGAGUUCCUGAGCACUUUCAUUGUGACAGGGAUGCGCUUCCUCCUCAGCCAGCAGAUCUGCCCAUCCCUGGAGCAUGCCAGCCUGGUGCUGCUGAACUCCGUGCUGGACACAGUGCCAGUGAGGAACUACGUGGAUGAGCACAUUGGGAUUGACUACUCCCUCCUGCGGGAUCCGGUUGUCUCCACAGACAGCCUGGACCUAGACUUCAAGGGCAUGUUCUUCCCCCGUGCAAGGGAGAAUCAGGAGCUGGAGAACCACGCAGUGGAGCCAGUGAUCAAGGAGACUGAGCGCAUGGUCUACGUUGCCUUCUCCGAGUACUUUUUUGACUCAGCCAUGCACGCAUACUUCCAGGCGGGUGUCCUGGCCAUAGAGCUCCAGGGGGAGAAGGUGCCCAAGGACCUGGAGGUUUUGCUGAGAGCCACCUUCUUUGGGACCAUCUUCAUGCUGAGCCCCGCUGUGGAUGCUCCCCUGCGGCUGGUGCUGCAGGUGUCAGCUCCCCCCCGCUGCGUCAUCAAACCCUCCGGCACCUCGGUCUCAGUCUCUGCCUUCCUCAACAUCUCGCUGGUGCCCCAGGGCCGCCCUGCUGUCCAACUCUCCAGCAUGGCCAUGGAAACAAAGCUGAGCGCCAAGGUGUUUCUGCAAGGGAAGGCGCUGCGCGUGCAGCUGGACCUGCGACGGUUUCGCAUCUACUCCAAGCAGUCUGCGCUGGAGUCGCUAGCGCUGUUCUCACUGCAGGCACCACUGAAGACCCUGCUGCAGCUGACGAUCAUGCCCAUCAUUAACGAGAGGACUAAAAAGGGAGUGCAGAUCCCACUGCCGGAAGGCAUGGACUUCACCAAAGAGGUGGUCACCAACCACGCGGGAUUCCUCACAGUGGGAGCUGAUCUCCACUUCUCCAAGGGGCUGCGGGAGGUGAUUGAGAAAUACCACCCAGCGCCUACCACCCCUGCCUACCCAAGCUCAUGGCCCGCAGAGCCCAGCAUGGACCCCCACCAGCUCUAGCUCUUCCCACUUGGUCCAGGGUGAAGGAGCAAGGGCAGAUCCCGGGCUGGACCCGUAGACUGUAGGUAGGAAGCAGCUUCCCUGGUACCACUGGCACAUCCUGCAGGGUGCCCGUGCCCCUGUGGGCAGCAGCAGGGUGGAGACAGCUGCUCUGGGAACCCCUGCUGCACCCCUUCUCUUUACACUAAUAAACCACUCAACUCCA